This is a messenger RNA of Pelecanus crispus (Dalmatian pelican), 308 nucleotides long. The record is from RefSeq and is a predicted model, not a curated record. NCBI's taxonomy places the organism in Eukaryota, Metazoa, Chordata, Aves, Pelecaniformes, Pelecanidae.
GUGUCAACAUGAUGCUGAGGAAGAUCGCGGUGGCGGCGGCCUCGAAGCCGGCGGGGGAGAUCAAGCAGGACGGGGAGACCUUCUACAUCAAGACCUCGACCACCGUGCGCACCACCGAGAUCAGCUUCAGGAUCGGGGAGGAGUUCGAGGAGCAGACGGUGGAUGGGCGGCCCUGCAAGGUGGGGGCGAGCCCUGCCUGCGCCGGGGGCUUAAUCCUGACGCUGUGCGUGAGGGCAGGGGCGCUCAUGCAUGCGCGUGUGUGCACGCAGGUGUACACGCGUCGCAUGUGCGUGCGCACACAGGUGCAU